Carassius auratus (goldfish) is the source of this 2033-nucleotide messenger RNA. RefSeq names its product complement factor H-like. The record is from RefSeq and is a predicted model, not a curated record. Lineage: Eukaryota; Metazoa; Chordata; Actinopteri; Cypriniformes; Cyprinidae. Bases 84 to 1595 code for a protein of 503 amino acids. The transcript has 10 exons.
AUCCCCCACUAUACAAAUACAGACCAAAAUAAAAUAAAAUAAUAAUAACUAAAGCUAGGGUCAGUUUGUGAGGCGAGCUGAAAAUGAGAGUUCCUGUACAAAUCAUCAGCUUUUCCUGCUUUCUGUUUUCUGUUACCUUCGUGCACGGUCAAGAAUGUCUUAGAGAGGACAUUACAUACGAAAACACACAACCAGUUUUAAAUGUUUCAUACGCUGAUGGUGAAUCAGUGAGCGUGAACUGCAUGACAGGUUAUACUGGCUUUUGUAAGUUAAAGUGUAAAAAUGGACAAUGGCUGACGUUCAUUGCACAGAGAUGCUCAAUUACUUGUAAGCUUGAGGUGACGGAACCUGAAGUAAUAAGAACCAUCCCAAUGGGAAAAACUGAUUUCAAAGCUGGAGAAAUGGUGGUGAUUAUCUGUUCUGCCAAAAACCAGCUCUUUAAUAAACAGGAAACAUUUACCUGCACAGACAAUGGGAAGUGGGAUUACAAGCCUACUUGUAAGGAGAGCAGAUGUGAAGCUCCAAUCAACCAGCACGUGUAUCUCCCAAAAUAUUACUUUAGUGGAGAUCUGAAACUGGGAGAAAAGAGAUCGUACAGUUGCGAGUCUGGAUAUCGUAAAUUAGCUGAAGUGGUCACAUGUACACGAGACGGAUGGGCACCAAAACCACUGUGUGCUGAAAUGAUGUGUAAUCCGCCAAAAAUUCCAAAUGCAGAGAUUGUGGGACAACAGAGAGCAAUCUACAGAAUCAAUUCAAAAAUACAAUAUAAAUGUCGUCCUGGAUUUGAACCAGAGGAGCCUGUAGAAAUCACUUGUGAUCCCCAGGGCCAGUGGACGGGCAUACAGCAAUGCUCUGAUGGUACCUGUCAGGAGCAAGAACUCAAAAAUAUAAAAAUUAUAUUUGGGUAUCCGAGCAUCGCUUUACCUUAUACACCUGGACAUAUCUUGGUUUUUCGAUGCACUGAUGACAACAUGAGGUUUUACGGCCAACGUGCAAUUGAAUGCCUGCCAGAUGGGAGGUGGAAUUACCCAUAUCCACAAUGUGGAGGAAAGGUUCAGUGCUCCCAACCAACAAAGAACUUGCAGUUUGUGACACUGGCAGAUGAGAAAACUGAAUACAGCAACUUUGAGAUACUGCAAUACACAUGCAAGAAACCUUACGAUCAAAAUCCAAGAGGAGUUUUGAUGUGCCAAAAUGGAAAAUGGAACGGAACGUUUGAUUGCAAAAGUACGACCUGUCCACCUCCUCCAUAUCUUCAACAUGGAGACUACAGCAUCAACAGUGCAAAAGAUGAAGUGAUCACAGCAGUAUCUUACACUUGCCAGUCUUACUAUGUGCUUACCAAGCAACAGGAUAUAUAUAAGUGUGUGGAUGGGAAAUGGGAGACCCCUCCAAAAUGCCUGAGACCUUGUGAAAUUGAUGACAUUGUUGAGAAGUACAAUCUGCAGCUUCCUAAAGAAAAGGUCUACAUAAGGCAUGCUGAAAAGUAUAGACUGAACUGUAGAGAUGGGUGGAAUACUGGAAGUGAUUUUAAACCUUAUGUGGAUGUGUCGUGCUCCAACGGGAAUCUGCAGAUUGACAAAAGUUGUAACUAACUAUUUACUGGAGUGGUGACUGAGGUACCCCAUUAAGUAAAAAUUACAAAUUUAUUUUUAUACAAAAGAAGACAUCCCUAAAAGGAGGUAAUAAGAUAUUUUAUUAGGUUUAACUCACUUCUGGUAUAAAUUUGCCCCGUAAUAUAUUUAAGUAUCUACUGUCAGUUAUUAAGUUCAGACAAGCUGUUCUCAGAGGACUCAUGUAAAUCUGUAAUAUUAUUGCAGUUUUUAAUGUGUUUGGUAGGCCAUUUUUUUGUACAAUGUGAUCAUGACAAACUAUCAAUAUCACACGAAAUUUCUCACAGGAACCACUUGGUGGUAGAGUUGCUUCACGCUUUUUGGCAAAGCACUAAGACAAUGUAAUCAUAACAUUAUGACUUUUUGUAAGGCUGCUAUGUGAAAAACUCUAUACAAAUAAAUUUGCUUGAAUUAGCCAUA